Molecule: messenger RNA, 4538 nt
Organism: Phacochoerus africanus (Common warthog)
Lineage: Eukaryota; Metazoa; Chordata; Mammalia; Artiodactyla; Suidae
Gene: ENDOD1
Product: endonuclease domain containing 1
Exons: 2
Coding region: 51-1553 (500 amino acids)
Molecular function (GO): hydrolase activity; nucleic acid binding; metal ion binding
Source: RefSeq, a predicted model, not a curated record
CGCCCGGCUCGGCGGCCUCGCGCGCUCCCCGUCCGGCCGGCAGACGCGCCAUGGGCCCCGCGCGCUGGCUGGCGCUGGGCGGCCUCCUCGCCCUGGCCGGGCUGCUGGAGGGCCGGCUCGUGCGCAAGGAGGAAGCCGGCUUCGGCGAAUGCAACCGCUUCUUCUACGCCGGGACCCCGCCCGCGGGGCUGGCGGCCGCUGCCCACGUGAAGAUCUGUCAGCGAUCCGAGGGCGCCGAGCGCUUCGCCACCUUGUACAGCACCAGGGACCGCAUCCCCGUGUACUCGGCGUUCCGCGCCGCGCAUCCCGCGCCCCUGGGCGCAGAGCAGCGCUGGCUGGUGGAGCCGCAGAUCGAUGACCCCAGCAGCAGCCUUGAGGAGGUGACUGAUGAGGCAGAUGCCACCAGCUCUGUGAACAACCUGGGAAGCAAGCAAGCCUUGAAUGCUGAUUACCUGGGCUCUGAUUACCAGACAGGACAGCUCUACCCAUUCUCCCUCAGCAGUGACCCCCACACGGCCACGUUCACUCUCACCAAUGCAGCUCCGAUGACCCCAUCCUUCCAGAAACAGUGGUAUCUGACUCUCAACAGCCUGAUGGACCUGGCCCUGAGCCCACAGUGUGGCAAUGGGGAAGAGCUCUAUAUCCUCACAGGGGCCGUGCCCUCCGACCUCAAGGUCAAAGACAAAGUGACCAUCCCUGAGUUUGUUUGGCUGGCUGCCUGUUGUGCUGUCCCUGGAGGAGGCUGGGCCAUGGGCUUUGUCAAGCACACCCGGGACGGGGACGUCAUAGAAGAUGUGAUGGUGAAAGAGCUCGAGAAAUUGCUUCCAUUCAACCCUCAGCUGUUCCAGGACAACUGUGGGGAAAUGGAACAAGACACAGAGAAAAUGAAGAAGAUCCUGGAAAUGGUUAACCAAGUCCAGGACGAGGAGCGGAGGGUGCACACUGAGGGAGCCUCCAGAACCCCUUCUAGCACAAGGAGCACGAGGUCCGCUCUGUUGCCUCCAGAAACUUCUGGGGAAAAGAGCAGCCUUUUGGGGAAACUCUUGGGCUUCAUCGCUACCCCAUUCAUCAAACUUUGCCAAUUAAUUUAUUGCCUUGCCAUAGGAAUCCUGAAGUACACUGUGUAUUUCGUGUGGUAUGUCACCAAGCAGGUGACCUAUGGUCUGGAAAGCUGCCUUUAUCGCCUGGGUUCAGCCACCAUCUCUUACUUCUUGGCCAUUGGGGAGGAGCUGGCCAGCAUUCCCUGGAAGGUGCUCAAAGUCAUGGUCAGGAUCACCAGGGCCAUUCUCCGGAUCCUCUGUUGCCUGCUGAAGGUUGUUUGCCGAGUUCUGGGCCUCCCCGUCCGAGUCCUUGUGGAUGUAGCCACCUUCCCUGUCUACACCGUGGGCGCGGUUCCAAUCGUUUGCAGGGACAUUGCAGUGGGCCUUGGUGGCAUCAUCUCUCUGCUCUUCGACACCGCUUUUGGCACCAUGGGUGGCAUAUUUCAGGUCCUUUUUACUGUCUGCAAGCGGAUUGGCUUUAAGAUUACUUCUGACAAUCCUGGGGAGUUAUAGAACUUGAAAAACUGAGUGCCCAGUCACAGUGAAUUUGAUUUUUUUUUUUUUUAAAGCUGGAAGAGAAAGCUGGAAUAUUUUAUCUAUACAGUGGAUUUCUGUUCACUGUCAAUUAUCAUAGUUUGGCCUUUGGUGGGGGUAUCUGCACAUUUUUUGCCAAGGGAGAUGGUACAGUUUAGACUUGACCCAAGAGAAAUGUUCAGGGUGGGAUUGCGUGUAGGUCGUCUGCUAAAAUGUGGGUGAACUUCCCAGCUGUAACCUUCAGUUAUUCUCUCUGACACAGAGGACCACCUAUGAUAUGCUGCUGGUCAUUUGUGAUCAUUAAAAAGUUAUAGGAGAGGGAAGAACUAGAAGGAGGACAACUUUAAACCAAAGGGUUUCUGAGAAAAGGAGAAAGGCAUCUUGUUCCUCUGAUUACUCUCUGAGACUUAAGCAAAACUGACAUAAAUAUUCCUGGCCAGUUUGUUAUCAUGUGCUUCUCUUUCUCCCCAACUUGGCUGACUUGGCGAGGUGCAGACACGCUUCCCUAUUGAAAUAAGCUUUCUUAGGAUAUAGAAUCUCCUAUAUCCCUUAGCUUUCCAUGGCUCCCAAGGACCUGGAAUGUUAAUUUUGGUGUUUCUCUAAAGUUGAAUUCUGCUGCAUUUUUUUUUCCUUUUAGGUAAUGAUAAGCAUUUUAUGCCAGUCGUGGCAUAACAAAUUCUGAAUGCAAAGAUUAAGAUCAUUUGCCCCUUGGAAACUGUAGUACAGUUGUCCUGGGUAUAAAAAUGGGAGUGCAAAGGUCAGACCUCUGCUCUGAGUAGGUGCUGUAGAUCUGAGGACAUCCUUAGUCAAGCUUGGAUUAUCUUGACUUAUGUUAAAUCUCUGGCUGAAAAGACAGAGCUCAAAGAUCUACGUGUUAAGCUAAUAAGAAAAUUCAUAUUCUGGAACAUGCUAGUCAGUUAUUCUUACACUUCAAGCAAGUACCCAAUAGAGUAAAACACUUUGACUUCUGUCUUUAAAUGAUUGUUUUGGUAUCAAUGUAUAAAAAAGAGCCACAAAAUAAAAACUCUUCUUUUAUUUGGAAAAAAAUCCAUAUGCAUUUAUAUCUAAGUUCACAUAUGUAUAAAUUUGAUUCAGAAUCAUUCUCUUAGGAAAUUAUUUUUAUAGUGGGUCCCAUUAAUGUCAGUUCUGUUUGAGAGCUAAUCCCCAAUUUUUGGAUCAAGCAGGUGUCAUUUCAAAUCUUGCCAUGAAAAUGAUCACAGUUUAGGAAGCAGAGGCUCCCCAACUUUGCUCUGCCUUUCACAGCUGAGAUGGAAUCAGCUAGACUUUUCUGAGUGUUCUAAAGAGUUACUGUGUAAACUAUUGAUUUUGGGGGUGCAGGCCACCAUGCGUCUGAAAGCUUGAUGCAAAAACUUGGGGUCCAGAAGGGCAACAAGGAAGGAAGGACGGGAAAACUCUUUGCAUCAGGUUGGUGGACAAGAAAUGUGACCGUAGCAAGAGUUAUAUUUUGCAGAAAAAUAACUGAAUGGAACUCAAAGUAGAGCAGCCAGCAAGGUGCCAUCCCGAUCGGUGUGUGGUACAAGGCUGGGGAGUAUGAAGCCAGCCUGUUUCUGUGUCAUAGGGAGCUACACACUAGAUUAUCUAAGACUCUUAACUAGCAUUUUAUCAAUACUUCUGUUUAUGAGCAUAAAAAUCUGUAGUUGGGUUUGCCUUCAUUUCAGCAGUGUGCAGUUUCAGGGAAGGAAAAGGUUUUGCCUUGAUACUGAAGGGUCAAGAAUCUGGCCAGAUGAAAGAAAGGGAAUUUCAGAAGGGACCAGAGAUGGACUGGCUAAACCCCCGUUUGUUGAGCAUGCUGAGGCCUGAUCAGGAGCCAGGGUCUUCUGAACCCAUCCCAUUGCACCUGGGAUGUCAGGUGUGUGGUCCAGUUGCUUCCCUGAACCACAGCAGAGUUUUCUCCAUCGUUCACCAAACAGACUAGGUGCUGAUGAAUCAAUUGGAUUUGGCCUGUAUGAUGUAACAUUUAGCCACCCAUGUACAACAUCAUGCUCCUGCCUCCCAUGGAAUUGAUAUUCCCACCGAGUACUUAAUUGCGCACUGAAAGGCCCAAAGAGAGCAUCCAUGGCAGCUUGAGCCCCUUGGUAUCAUGGGCUGGGUAUCCAAACUGCGUCUUGAGAACCACUUGCAAUGUCUUCCUUUUCCGUUCUAGUUGCUUAGUGUCUUAUUUAUUUAUUAUGGUGUGGCCUUUUGUUUUGUUUUGUUUUUGUUUUUAAAUCUAGAAAGGGGUAAUAAAGCAAAAAAUAGCCCUAAGGUUAGGUGGCUGAGACCCACUGCUCAGGACUGCUGGUAUUGGCUCUGCCUCUGGUUCACUGGCUCUAGCAGGUGUUCUUGUUGUCUUGUUCCCAAUGAGCUACUUUGGGCUUUGAGGUGGUAGCUGGGGUUGAUAAACCCCGUCUCAACCCCAGCGCUAGCUUGAAGAUUUUUUCUGUGGCUCUGCUACAUUUUCGGGCUCUUGGGGAGGUCAGCCAACUCUUCCUGAUUAUGGAGCUGAUUUUCUAGUCUGUGGGUCAGCCACGCCUUUGGACGUUCCUCUUUUCCAUUGUGCCUUGUAAGGGUUUGCUUCUCAUUCAGCAUCAGCGCUUGCCCCUCAGUGAAGAUAAAGGGGUUGGGAGAAGGAACUAGAGGAAAACACUGGUCGUUCAUUCCGUCAUUCAUCCAUCACAUGUGUAUUUGAACAUCAAGGUUGCAGAAAUCAACAGUACAUGGACACCAUCCUUGAGGAGUUCAGCCCUCUAGGGGGGAGAACAUAGCACAAUUAAUCCAUGUGCAGCAUCAUGGUAAGCUUGUAACAGAGGUGCCAGCAGCGUAGGCUAAAAGGAGGAAAAACCACAAAACCAUGGACAUUGCGGGAACCUUAACAGAAUGUGACAAAAGUCAAUUUGACAUUUUCAAGCUCUGUACAAUGCUAUGCACCUUGAAACGCUCAAUAAAGUAAUUGUUGACAACUCA